CAAUAAUUCAUAAUUGUGCUGUUGUAUAUGGUUUCGAUAUUGGGUAAACAUAACUUCUGGAGGAAAUCGUGCAGAGAAGAAAUCGAUUGAUAGAGAUAUCGUUCCAUCCUUGGAAGCUGGAGCAUUUCCUGCUCUAAUAAAAUAUCUCUUAAUUUUUGCGCACAAUUGAUCUAUGCAUGUGCUUUUUGAAAUAUCAUAGUCCUAUUCCAAUAGGGCAUGCUCUCCUUUUUGUAUGUUAUUGAAACCUGUGUAAUUCGAGGGGGAACUCACCGAUGCUCAACAAGAGAUAUGGAUGUAAAAAAUAUCGUCGGAAAGGCUGCAACUGUAUGCACGAUCGCAGUCUUUCUUGCUGGCAUUGAAAUUUGUCGUAAGAUUUAUGCUAAGAAAUCAACUUGUGAUAUUUCUGCUCUACCCUUUUUAUGUGGUUUAAUGAGCUGUUCCUUGUGGUUGAGGUAUGGUUUACUGAUCAGUGAUUCAGCUCUAAUUAUUGUGAAUGUAACUGGUGCCAUUCUGCAAAUACUGUAUUUGAUGUGGUAUGCUAAAUUUACUCUCCACAGGGGAACUUUUUAUAAGCAGUUGGUUGUUACCAUAUUUAUUAUUGGAUUUUUAUACACCUAUACAACCUUUUACUCAGACCAUGAAACUGCACGGAAUGUAGCUGGUUUAGCUGCUUGUAGUGCUGGUGUUAUCUUUAUGGGUUCACCAUUAGCUGCUCUGGCUCAUGUUUUGAAAACAAAAAAUGUUGAGACUCUUCCAUUUGCCAUGAUUCUUUCAACAUUUAUUAUGGCUACUCUGUGGCUGUGUUAUGGAGUUUUAAACAAUGAUCUGUUUGUACAGGUGCCAAAUUUUCUUGGCGCACUGCUUGCUUUAUCGCAGUUGCUUCUGUUUGCCAUGUAUUCAAACAAAAAACCAUAUUAUGAACUUGGACCUAUGACGUCAAAGGUUAUUAUUUGAAUUGCAAACAGGAAAGGAGAGAAAUAUUCAUUAUUUCAAUGCAGAUUUCAAGUGCAGUCAAAAUCGAAUCUAAAGUCAAGGCGAAGGAUGUGUAAAGUAAAUUGCAAUUAGAAUGAGCUUUUAUCUAAGUCACAUUCCAUUUUAUACUGCAGGCUCUUUUUAAGAGUUGUCAAAUAACAAGGCAUAUUUUGCAUUUGUUUUGUUCUUAAAGUAACUGAUUUUGUUUUAAAAUAUUUUUACUGUAAUGAAAAUGUUUAACCUCAUAAAUUGUGUCCGGAAACAAAGUACAACUGAAAUAUUUUCUACAAUUGUUAUAAUCAUCUCUGUAUUAAGCAUUGUUUUUAAUUUUGGUAAUCUAUCUUAGUACACCGGUAAAUUUUAUAUCAUCUUGUUUUAUUGUUCUGUUUACAAAUGUUUUCUUAGCAUCUUUAUACACGUUUUUUUCCUGCAGUUUUUUUAUUUGUAUUUGUGUAAUUUAUUUAGUUUUUUUAAUUAAAGUUUUAUUUAGAUAAUUUACAAAUAUAUCAAAACUUUAUUUUCACCCUUUAGUUUCUGACUUUGUAUAAACAAGAAAAAUAAAAUCUUAUAAAAUGUGA
Argiope bruennichi is the source of this 1550-nucleotide messenger RNA. Its product is annotated as sugar transporter SWEET1-like. The record is from RefSeq and is a predicted model, not a curated record. Gene Ontology annotation, cellular component: membrane. NCBI's taxonomy places the organism in Eukaryota, Metazoa, Arthropoda, Arachnida, Araneae, Araneidae. Gene Ontology annotation, biological process: carbohydrate transport. Gene Ontology annotation, molecular function: sugar transmembrane transporter activity. The transcript is spliced from 7 exons. The coding region runs from base 217 to 954 and encodes 245 amino acids.